CGGCUUGGCAGGCUUGGUUCGCGGCCAUUCAUCGGCUAGUCCGUGUGGGUGGGUUUCUGUAGGUGUAAAAUGCAUAGGUAUUUGUUGAAUAUUUCCUACAUUGGCACGAGUUUUCGUGGUAUUCAGAAGACGGUAAACAAGUCGGAGUUACCUCGUUUGGACACAAGUACAGUGCAAGGGAGCUUGGAGUUGGCAUUGCGCGUUUUUCGACCCACAAACGAAAUUCAAACGGUGCUCUCCAGUCGAACAGAUGCGGGAGUGCAUGCAUUGCACUCCACCAUUCAUGUGGACUUGGAGCGCAGCGAUGGCAAUCCCUAUGAUACGACCACAUUGACAGGUGUCCUCAAUCGAACGCUGGACAAACACAGUUUACCCAUUCGUGUCUUGAGCACACAGAGAGUAGCGGACACUUUCCAUUGCAGAUAUCACGCUACUGGUCGCACCUACUUGUAUCGCUUGGCUGUUGCCAGGAAUGUCACGGAGGGAGCAGAGGGCAGAGGACUGAAGAACAAGGGUUACGAAGUCUUUCUACCCGUGGAAGAGAUUGACCGUUGUUAUUUUCUGCAAAACGCCACUUUUGAUAUCAAACGAUUAAGUGAUGCUGCUCGCAUGUUCGUCGGUGUCCACGACUUUCGCACCUUUAUGAGCACAAGUCGGCAGAAGAGUCAAAGUCGCGACCAUCCCAUGUUUACAGUGCGUAAAAUUGAUGAAAUCAACAUACGCCCGGGAAAAAGUCUUGCACUGGGUCCCAACGCAACAUUGGCAACUGAAACCUAUGAUUACUGGGACAUAGAGAUCAAGGCCAGGUCAUUUCUCUACAAACAGGUGCGCCGUAUAGUGGGAACGCUGCUUGCAGUAGCAAACGGACGCAUCGACGAGCGCUCCAUCUAUCAGAUGCUAACGAUUCCCUCGAAGCACAACUGGGAUCAUCGUGUGCUGGUUGCACCUGCGUGUGGUCUCUACCUGUGCCGCGUGCACUAUAGGGAUACAGCCUUUGAGCUUCCAGACGAGACAAGUCACUAACCAAGUUGAUAACAUGAUACUGCUGUAUGA
This is a messenger RNA of Drosophila innubila, 1053 nucleotides long. Its product is annotated as tRNA pseudouridine synthase-like 1. The transcript is spliced from 4 exons. Gene Ontology annotation, biological process: tRNA pseudouridine synthesis. The coding region runs from base 70 to 1023 and encodes 317 amino acids. Gene Ontology annotation, molecular function: pseudouridine synthase activity; RNA binding. NCBI's taxonomy places the organism in Eukaryota, Metazoa, Arthropoda, Insecta, Diptera, Drosophilidae. The record is from RefSeq and is a predicted model, not a curated record.